AAUUGUAUAGAGGCGAAAAUAAUCAUCACGAGAUGUCUCGUUUCCUAACCUUUGAACCCAUUCCCAUCAUGCAACGAUAUCUGCGAUGGCGUUAUGUUGCCACGGAAGUCAAUCCGAAAAUUAUCCCAGUAUCACAGGACCUUGGUAGUAUGAGAGACAUUAAGACAUGAUCCACCAUCACAACAAAGCAGAACAUGCGGUAGCUUGGUAUAUGUAGCAUGACGUGAUCGCCGAGUAUCUUCCAGCAAUGGAGGCAGACACCAAACUGCACGAGGCUGUCCACUUUGGGGAUACUAACCUAGUGGAGAGCGCACUGGAAGAUGGCGCCAAUCCCAACUCCAUCGGUCUCUACGGCUGGAGUCCAAUGCACGAGGCUGCUUCCAAUGGAGAUACCGAAGUCCUGGAUCUUCUCAUUCAGUUCAAAGGUGAUCCCAACUGCAGUGAUGAUCUCGAAGGCUGUACACCUGUCCACUAUGCUGCCAGAGAGGGCCACACCGACUGUCUCAGGGCUCUGCUCAAAGCUGGAGGACACCAUGACACAGAAAACAAUGGGGGGAAGUCACCGCUGGAUGAGGCUUCAGAAGAAUGCCGGCCAAUUUUGGAUAAAGAAAGGACAAAGAGCCUUCUGAACAUGACACUUGACGCAGCUCGAAUCACUGUCUCCAAGUCGAAACCAGUUGGAUCAGAAGGUCAAAGGUCAGAGGUCGUGACCUCUAAGGUUGCAGGUAGCACACAGGAUGAUAGUGGGAGGAUCAAAUCACCAAGAGCUUGGGAUUCCAUCAAGGUCUCAGAGACGAAGAAGAAAUCACCUGGAAAAACAUCAAUGACGGGAUCUUUGCAGCUGUCCUUUGAAUACAACUCUAAGACCAAGACGUUCAAGAUUAGAGUGUGGGCUCUACAGGACAUUCUACUACCUCCAGCUGAGUUUUCCAACCUCUCUCGGAUCUACAUCCGAGGUCAUCUCCUACCGGACAAAAAGGGUGAAUCCAAACGCAAGACGGAUGAGAUCAGAAUCGACGAUCCGGCCAAAAUGAUGAACAGUUUGGUGACCCUCAAACGCAAGGGUAGCCGGGACAGCUUCAAAGCCGUGUUCCUUCCUUCGACAUUCAAGUUCAGCAAGGCUCUUGAGUACCAGAACGUCUCCCAGGAAAUGGUAGACUCUAAGACAGUUCACGUGGCUGUCUGUGUCAGGCAGCGAUACAGUACCAAGACCAUCCCGGUGGCAAUCAUCCAAUUGCCGAUGAAGGAAGCGGUUCGGAAACUCCUGAAGGAGAAAUACCAGCUCCAUUCCUGCAUCAACUAUUCCAUGCCAACUAACAUCCAUGCAUACAAUCCUCAUGACAUUGUGGUGAUCUCAGAAGGCAUGUAUAACAACAUGACAACGAGCCAUCCAACCCUGAGGACUAAGUCCAGGCAGAGCCUUGAUGUUGAUGAGAACAAUGCUCGUGCUAGCAGUGACAUCAAUCUUCAAGCAGUUCGUUGCCACUCGGUCGAAAGUGUGCCAUCCGCAACGGUUGAUAUUGACUCUGUGCAGAAGGAGACUGCUUUGGAUGAUCUCCUGGAGGUUUCCAUCAGACGCGAUGAUCCUGGAGACACUAAAGCAAAUAAAAAGGUGACUGUUGUGGACGUUCAUGAGCUACCCAGCAGCCCACCAGCAACACCCUUACCAGGUAACAUAGAGGAUGGGGAGCUGACGGAUGUCAGCGUUGUUUCGUCGUCACGGCAAAGUCCUGAUAGCGCCACCAUCGACAUGGAAGGUCUGGAGACCAUAAAUCUUGACAGGGAACCAAUGCAAGCAUCGUCAACACCGAUGAAGAGUCGGCAUGCUAAAAUCAAACAUGGCUUUGAUAAUCCUCACGUAACAAUCGUGGAUGAUGGGGAAGAUGAAGAUUUUGAAGUGUCCAUUGAUAAAAAGAGCCAUAGAAAAUGGACAAGAGACAAAGAUGCAAUAAUCGAUAUAGGAGUAGGGGAUCAUGGUGAUGAUAAAAAGAAGGGGAUUAAGGGACACCUCUUUAAGAAAAGAGGCAAACACAAGAAGAACUCGAAAGGGGAUGGAAUAGAUAAUCCAGGGUAUGUCGUUGAUAUGAGAACAGGGAAGAGAAGUUUGUUAGGGGAUUUCAGCCACAGUGAUGGUCAGUAUAGGCCGGGAGAACUGGAAAUGCUUGAAAUUUUAUCUGAUGAGGAAGCAGAUUUGAGGUUUUCCAGUAAGAACAGCAAUCAAUAUUCCGGAAGAACUUCAGGACAUGCCAACCAUCUGCAGGAGACGGUAAUAGAUGUUGGGUUGCCAUCAGUUACUGGUAUGCCAGGGAGAAAAUCUAAGGCAUAUGAUGUGAGAGGUGCAAUGAAAAAGGAGGACCUUGAAGUUACCAACACACGGAGGAAGCAUCCCGAGAAUACACCUACUAGGAAAGAUGUUGGAAAGACUGAAGAACUGAUAGGUGACACAGUACCUUCUAGAGAAUUGAACAGUCCUAUACCUGUUAUUCACGUCGAAUGCGUGGAUGAGGUGGAAAGAUCAACGUCUCCCGGAAGUAAAUCACCACGAUCACCACGUUCACCCCGCCAAGCACGGAGAGUCAGUCCCGUUGGCAAUGUUUCUGCUUCCGGACACUUGUCCACCCAGCAAGAGUUUCCUCCACCUGUUACCAAAGGAUUGCCUCACACAGACUUAACCAAUGUGCGAAAUGAACAUGGUGUUGAUUCCAAGCACAAGGGCACCUCGGAAAACAUUCAAAAGCCAAAGCUUCCUUUGGACUUCCAGUUCAUCUCCGAAAUCGAUAAAGUUGUGGAUAAUUCUACACUUGCGAAGACACCAGCUCGAGAAAAGGAAAGAAAAACCAGGAGCAAGUCACCAGGGCAUAGACACAAAAAGAGUCCACAGCAAGAGGAGGGAGAGUUUGAGAUGCUGACGCUCUGGAAAGAUGAGGAGUGGCGUAAAAAACUUGGCACGCCCAAUUUCAAACUUCAGAUGUUCCAGCGCACCAGCGAUGAUCCUCACCCAUCCUCUCCCCUUCUCAAGAAGUAUCACACUGCUGAUCCAUCACGAGGGGUUAUCCACAAUCCUGCUUAUGUCCCUGAAACCCCUCCAAACCAGACAGACAUGGACACACCAACUCGAGAAAUGAAUGGAGCCAAGGUGAAGCGUAAACUGCAUAACAGUGUUGCAGAAUCUACACGGAACUCAGAACUCUGAGGGUGAUUUGAUAUUAGGAAUAGUAUGCACUCCAAGUAUAACAAGAUAGCCAAAGUUGGCUAAGAGAAACUUUAUCUCAGGUAUUUUGGUACUAGUUUCAUUGUAGUACUUAUGUGUGUGCGUUAGUUUUUUAGAAUCUUUUAUCAUCAUUCUAGGACAUCAUUUUAGAACUCUGUUUAUGUUUUCCCCUAAUAUUUUAUCUAUUCCUGACUUUAUUAUAAUCUCAUGCUGGAGUUUAAACAAUCUUUUUUAUACGCAAGUAGAGUAGUCCCGUAAGAACACUAUUUGUUAUCAGGUUCCUCAAAAUAAUUCUGUUAAGAAUCAUUUUGAAAUCAAAUAUUCUUAUAUUUAAUGAUGUAUAAACAAAGACAUUUAAUGUUCCUAAUCCACUUCACGAAGAGCAUGAUGUCCAAUGAAAUGAUACCUUGAUCUAAGAAAGGAGGUCUUAGUCCAACCUUGGUAUUAAAGAAAAUGAUUUGUGUGCAACUGCAAGUAGAAAAAUGAAAGCAGAAUAGUGGAAGUUUCUCAACACUCAACAAUGAAUAGUAAAAAUAGUAAAAUUAUUAUUGUUUGAGAAUGUAAUCACUGAGACAAUUUAAAUACCAAGUUGGCAUUUAUUGAGUAGAUUGUGACAAGCAGAAGGGAUAACUCUCCUCGUUAUGUUUUUUAAUCAUCAGGAUUGUGUUUCUUUGCUGAGCACCUUUUCCUUUUGGGGCAAAGCCGCAGUAAUCAAAUUAUAACAUAUGUAAAUUGAAGGAAAAAAUAUAACAUAUUUUCAUGUUUUAACAAUACAAUAAUGUUUUGAGUAAAACUAUCGAAGAGGACAUUUUAAAUAACUUCUGACCAAUGCACAACUGGACACAGAAGCUAUGUGGUAUACCAUCAUGUUUGGUCCUGAAAAUGACCACCCAGACUUGAUGUUCGGAAGAUAUUUUUUGGGGGAGUCAUUUUAUAUAUUGGAACAUGUGGAGAAAGUUUUCCUACCCCACAUACCUAAACCAUUAAGUUUGCAACCAACUUGAACUUUUAUUAAAAAAUAUGGUGAUUACAACGUUGUUGAAUCUUCCACCUAUCUUAUGCUUAAUUUUCUCUCAAUACAACUUGCUGUUGGGGUGGGGUUCCCCAUUUAAAUUUUGCAGUCCAUACAAGCUCUCUGUGUAAUGAAGAAAAGGAGACAAAAGGUGGAUUAGAAUACAUUCUAUGAAGGUAUUAUCCAAUUGUUCUUAAAUUUGGUACGCCUAUUGGACACAUCCUGUUCUUUCAUGAUAUCAUCCAAGAACUAAUAUGUGUUUUGAAUUUAUGGAGGAUUAAAGUGAGCAAGAGUUCAAAUUUGGGCAAUUCCUUAACAUAUGCACGUCCAACCCCCUAUAUGUGGGACCUUCACGUCAUUUUCUGUCUUUGAUUUCUUGUUCUUUUGACAGUCUGUAUAUGUUCUUAAAGGACCGUGACUUGGUCAUUGUAUGAAGUGAGGUAAGACUUGGGAAAAAUGGGGGUCAGACAUACUAAAAGGUUGAUCAUUUUAUGGAAUUGCCCAUUUAUAAAAUGUCAACAAAGAUUGAGAUAGAAUCACACUUAGAAAGAUAUGUACUCCCUUUCAGAAAAUAUACAUUUGUACAUCUAUAUAAACUUUGAAUAUGAGCUCUGACAGAAAAUCCCACUGGAUUUUUUUAUUGUUUUGGUUUGUAACUGUUGCAUUCUAGAUUGAUUCUUUGUUAGUUUAGGCUUUGAAUUGCUGGAGAUACCAUCAUAAGAGGUCUGGGGGCUAAUGACAUGUUGACUUGACCUUGUUUUUAGGUAUUCAUGUCAACAAACUCUGAAGGAGAAGAAAGAGUGAUUGUUGAUCAAUUGGGUGUCCAAUUAAAAAGUAUGUUUCUCCAGUAUGUUCUAAGAUUUUAAUUUCUUUAUAAAUUCAUAUAUUUUAAAAAUUGUAGUCAAACUACGGUUACUU
This is a messenger RNA of Lytechinus variegatus (green sea urchin), 5141 nucleotides long. RefSeq lists its product as uncharacterized. The record is from RefSeq and is a predicted model, not a curated record. Gene Ontology annotation, molecular function: protein binding. Lineage: Eukaryota; Metazoa; Echinodermata; Echinoidea; Temnopleuroida; Toxopneustidae. Bases 248 to 3193 code for a protein of 981 amino acids. The transcript is spliced from 6 exons.